Molecule: messenger RNA, 3881 nt
Organism: Notechis scutatus (mainland tiger snake)
Lineage: Eukaryota; Metazoa; Chordata; Lepidosauria; Squamata; Elapidae
Gene: ADAMTSL2
Product: ADAMTS like 2
Biological process (GO): proteolysis; extracellular matrix organization
Cellular component (GO): extracellular matrix
Molecular function (GO): metalloendopeptidase activity
Source: RefSeq, a predicted model, not a curated record
CUCCCGGCCUCCGCAGACAGACGGGCAGCCGCGGACCAGCCCGGCGCUGAAUCUCGCUGAGGCGGCUGACGGGAGGAUGAGGAAAGUCAAACGCAGCUGGGACCACCGAGUUCCUCGUGGCUGUUCCCACCUCCAGAGGACUCUUGUGCUUGCGUUGUUCGUGGUGAAUGCUGCUCUGGCAUUUUCACAGGAUAACGCACCAGCUUCCAACAGCCUUGAAGAAGGAGCUGAUGUCAUGGCCUACUGGUGGGGCGAGUGGACCAAGUGGUCAGCCUGCACUCGGACGUGUGGUGGAGGAAUCCGCUUCCAAGAAAGGCAUUGCCUGCAACAGAGAAGGAAGUUGGCGACAGGAUUUCUUAAUAAAACCUGCAAUGGGAUGUCCAAAAGAUAUCAGCUGUGUGAAGUGCAGCAGUGUCCUCCAAGUGGAAGGAGCUUCCGGGAGGAGCAGUGCUCCUCCUUCAACUCCCGGGUCUACAACGGGCGCACCUUCCACUGGAAACCUUUGUAUCCAGAUGACUAUGUCCACAUCUCCAGCAAGCCCUGUGAUCUCCACUGCACCACCACCGAUGGGCAGAGGCAGCUGAUGGUCCUGGCUCGGGAUGGCACUUCCUGCAAAUCCUCUUCUUUCCGAGGAGUGUGCGUGUCUGGAAAAUGUGAGCCCAUCGGAUGCGAUGGGGUUCUGUUCUCCCCCCACGUUCUGGAUAAAUGCGGGGUUUGCCAAGGGAAUGGCAGCAGCUGCACGCACGUAACUGGGAGCUACCGGAAGGGAAAUGCUCCACUUGGAUACUCUUUGGUGACUCACAUCCCUGCUGGAGCAACAGAUAUCCAGAUAGUCGAACGGAAGAAAUCUGCUGACGUUUUGGCCAUUGCAGAUGAAGGUGGCUCUUACUUCUUCAAUGGGGAUUACAGGAUAGACAUCCCUCAAAACUUCAAUAUUGCAGGGACUAUCUUCAAGUACAGGAGGCCCAUGGACAUUUUUGAGACUGGCAUAGAAUAUAUUGUUGCACAAGGACCUACCAACCAGGGCUUAAACAUCAUGGUUUGGAACCAAAACGGUAAAAAACCAUCAAUUACAUACGAAUACAUCCUGCAGGCAAGACCUUAUUUGAAAAAGCUGCCGCCAAUUUACUAUGGCUUCUCGGAAUCAGGUAGUGAAGAAAAAACGGAGUUCGAAGAAGGAUUCCUUUGGGGGCUCGCUCAGCUCAAUGCCAGCCUGCUGGCCACCCUCUCCCAAGAAAAGGGCCACCUGGAGAAGCUGCUCUUUGGCCAGCAAGGGCGAGGGGAUGAACUGAAGCUGAGCAAGAUGCAACAGACCAAUGAAGUUUACCCCAGGAACCCUCUUGAGUAUGGCCCUGCCCUCCCCAAUAAGCCCUCCACAGAAUCAAACACAACUAAAACCAAUUAUAAGGUGGAAGGAAAGAAUGGAAGCGAACUGGACUCCCUUCUCUCUUCUGAAGAGUUCCUUUCAGAAAAUGCCAUCAUCCACAGCUUUGGGGAUAAGAGAUCAGAUUCGAAAGAAUCCAUCUGGAACAAGACCCUGAACAAUAUUUUUUCUCCCAUGAACCCCAUCAACACCUUUGGGCCUGAAAUAGACCGCCUGUAUGUUGACUACGAUGACAGUGAUGAGCUGCUGGCUUAUGCUGCUAAUGGCACUUUUAUGGAGCUGACCCAUGAGGAGGCCAGCAACACAUCUUCGGAGAUCCAGCUCUCCAAUGCUACUAUUUCUAAUGCUGGUGCCCAGGGGAACAGAACCCAGAAGGCCAGGAACCGGCUGAAGCUCUUCCGGAAGGGCCAGAAUAUGAGCCCAGCCGACAUGUACCGCUGGAAGCUCUCUUCCCACGAGCCCUGCAGUUCCACAUGCACCACAGGAAUGAUGUCCACCUAUGCCAUGUGCAUCCGCUAUGAUGGCACAGAGGUGGAGGACCUUUUCUGCGACGCAGCCACGCGGCCUGAGCCCAUCCAUGAGUUCUGUGCGGGAAGAGAAUGCCAACCCAGGUGGGAGACCAGCAGCUGGAGCGAGUGCUCCAGGACCUGCGGAGAAGGCCACCAGUUCCGAAUUGUCCGCUGCUGGAAGAUGCUCUCACCGGGCCUGGACAGCUCCGUCUACAGCAACCUGUGCGAGUCAGCCGACAUCGCUCGGCCGGAAGAGAGGAAAGUCUGCAAGAACCCGGCCUGCGGGCCACAAUGGGAAAUGUCUGAGUGGUCUGAGUGCACAGCUAGGUGUGGUGAGAGGAGUAUGGUGAGCCGAGACAUCCGUUGCUCCGAGGAAGAGAGGCUGUGCGAUGUCACCACCAAGCCAGCGGCUGAUAAGAACUGCACUGGGCCGCCCUGCGACCGGCAGUGGACAGUCUCUGACUGGGGCCCAUGCAGUGGUGGCUGUGGGCCAGGCCGAAUGAUCCGGCAGGUCUACUGCAAGAGCAUCGAUGGGCGCGUGGUGCCGGAGUCCCAGUGCAACCCUGAAGCCAAGCCCCUUGCCAUCCAUCCCUGUGGGGAGAAGAACUGCCCCGCUGGCUGGCUCGCCCAGGACUGGGAACGGUGCAACGCCACCUGCGGCCGAGGGUUGAAGAAGCGGACCGUGCUCUGCCUGGAGAUUGUCAGCGGGAAGAUCAAAACGCGCCCCCCUGCCACCUGCGAUGCCACCAAGAAGGAGGCUGAGGAAGCCACAUGCUUUGAGCGCCCCUGCUUCAAGUGGUACACCACCCCUUGGUCUGAGUGCACAAAAACCUGCGGAAUUGGCGUGCGGAUGCGUGAUGUGAAGUGUUAUCAAGGGAAGGAUCUUGUUCGCGGGUGUGACGCACUCCUGAAACCAGUUGCGAAGCAGACCUGUGACCUCCAUCCUUGUCCAACAGAGCCACCAGACGACAGCUGCCAGGACCAGGCGGGGACCAACUGUGCCCUGGCGAUUAAGGUGAACCUCUGCGGCCACUGGUACUACAGCAAGGCCUGCUGCCGGUCCUGCCGAGUGCCCCGUUCCUAGAGGGGAGCCACGGCCUCCGUGUCCGAGGAGAAGCAACCAGAGCUUAGCGCCAUCCGGCAUCCCCUUCUCACCUCUUUUCCUCCAGCCAUGAUGGGGACUCCACUUGACCACCAACAUCGCCUGCAGAAUUCUGGAUUUUUCUUUUAAUUCACUUAGCAAAGUUUUGAUCUACCUAUACGUGACUCUCUACCUGCAAGUGAUUUUGUGCGUGUCUGUCUAGCUGCUCCUUCCUGUCUGCCUCCUCCGCAUCCAUUGACAUCUUGCCAGACUGGCUUGGCUUUCCUUGUAAUGGUACGUUGCCUGUUGCAGGACUGGGGCCUAGUCAGAAUGCCCCCCCCACCUUCCCUUCCACCUCUCUGCCUUAAGAGUCUGUCUCAUGGUUCCCUCGAGGCAGGGGUGGGGCUUUAAGUAAGAAACACCCCAAAUAAAAGAGAUGCUGAACCCUUCUCUCCAGUCCUGCAGUUAAUAAUUGCCCCAUGUAUUGUAAUGAAGGAUAUUUCAGGACUCACAUCCAUUUUGGUGGGAAUUGGUGGGAAUGACGUUUGCAUCAGCUUUAGAUAACGAAAAUGGCAAUAAAGUCACUAAAGGCAGAAGAACCCUGCCCAUUUCAGGCGUAGGCACUUUGUCUUUAUUCACACUCAGUAGUAAAUAUAAGUUAACAAAGGGCAGAUAGUAAAGUCCACUAAAUAUAAGGUGUAAGUGCACAUCUGGCAAAAAUAUUUUAUCUCGUAAUCAAACUCUUAAAUACAUAAUGCCAGCAUAUUGUAUAGGAUAAGGAAAACAUAGUUGCACUUUAUAACUCAAAGGGGCCUUGGACUCUUUUUUUAAUGUAUUUGUUUACAAAACAAUAAACUUUAUUCCUUUUACUGUUGAAUGGCACUUGAAGGUGUACUUUAAAUAAGGU